CUGAAAUUGACGCCCAAACCACGACUAAGAGAAAAAAUCAAAACCCUCAGAUGAAUCUAGAGGGUUUCGUUUUUCACCAAAACAAUCUCUAUUCUAUUCUUCUUCAACACUGCAAAACUUGAGAUAAAAAUAGAGUCUUUCCUCUUGUUUUUCUCUUUGUUUUGCUGAUUGUAUCUCACUAAGCUGAAGAAGCAAACAACAAUAGAAAAGAGAUGCGAGCAAUUCACAUCGUGACGACGCGAUUGAGCUCCAGCUUUAUUAGGCCUGUUCUUCUUGACUUCGUUUCUUGUUCGCCUCUACGCCAGUUCUCUACCCCUAGGCGCUUUAUCUGUGCCGCGAGCAAGGUCAAUGGAGGAGGCAGGUCAGGUUCGAUUGUUGCUCCAUUGGUAGUGAAUGAAGAAUUUCAGAACAUCGAUGUCAAUCCUCCUAAAGGAACUCGUGAUUUCCCUCCUGAGGAUAUGCGACUCCGCAACUGGCUCUUCAACCACUUCAAAGAGGUCUCACGGUUAUUUGGGUAUGAGGAAGUGGAUUUUCCAGUACUGGAGACGGAGGCAUUGUUCAUCAGAAAAGCUGGGGAGGAGAUUAGAGACCAACUUUACUGCUUUGAAGAUAGGGGUAAUCGCCGUGUAGCAUUGAGGCCUGAGCUUACACCUUCUUUAGCGAGGCUUGUCAUACAGAAAGGAAAAUCUGUUUCCCUUCCAUUGAAGUGGUUUGCUGUUGGGCAGUGUUGGAGAUAUGAGAGAAUGACACGAGGAAGGCGACGUGAGCAUUACCAGUGGAAUAUGGAUAUUAUUGGUGUGCCUGAAGUUACAGCUGAAGCAGAACUAAUUUCAUCUAUAAUGACAUUCUUCAAGCGAAUUGGAAUCACUGCAUCAGAUGUGGGUUUUAAGGUUUCAAGCCGCAAGGUUUUACAAGAAUUUUUAAAAAAGUAUGGUGUACCCGAAGACCUGUUUGGAAGAGUUUGCUUCAUUAUAGACAAGGUUAGCAAUCUAAACAUCAAUUAACAGCUGCUUUGUUGCCAGAAUUGGGACAAGAAGUAGAGAACAUCGUGUGUGCUUUGGACAAAGAUCUCCAAGGAGCUGCAACCACCAUUGCAACCGCUCUUAAAGACAAAGGGCAAACCGUUGAUUUAGUAUUGGAGAGUAAACCGCUGAAAUGGGUGUUCAAGAGAGCGGCUCGGGUAAACGCAAGAAGGCCGGUUCUGGUUGGGAAGUUGGUUCGGUCAGUGUCAAGGUUUUGUCUUCAGGUGAGCAAUUUCAAGUCAAACUUGAUGACUUGGAGUAGUAGUAUCUAAGGCUUGAACAAAUUGUUCAAUUGUCCUUUUUUUCAAAAGCAAUUGAGUUGAGAUUGGAUUUUUAUUUUGUCCUCAAAGGUUUCAUUAAGAAUUUUAUUGAUGGAUCUUCAAUACUCGUUUAUUCGUCUAAUAGUGAUUUACAAAAUAUACUUUUUGACUUCGAAUC
Messenger RNA from Arabidopsis thaliana (thale cress), 1460 nucleotides. RefSeq names its product Class II aaRS and biotin synthetases superfamily protein. NCBI's taxonomy places the organism in Eukaryota, Viridiplantae, Streptophyta, Magnoliopsida, Brassicales, Brassicaceae. Gene Ontology annotation, cellular component: cytoplasm. The coding region runs from base 213 to 1004 and encodes 263 amino acids. Gene Ontology annotation, molecular function: histidine-tRNA ligase activity. The record is from RefSeq and is marked reviewed. The transcript has 6 exons.